AUGCCAGCCCUAUAUCCUCGAUACUGCUCUGGUUACUUUGGGGAUAAUGACUGCUAUUCCACCUGGGACUCUUGGGGUCGCUGGGUAGCGUUCGCCGUGAUCGUCGGUGUAGCCUUCCUAAUCUUCUUCGGUUUCGCAUGCUUCAACGCACGCCGUCGCCGAAAUCAUGGCCAACGCCCUCUCACAGGAACGGGAUGGAUGGCUCCUCCUCCGGGCCCUCCUCCGCCAAAUCAACCCAUCUACCAGCAACCCCCAUAUGGCGACCCCUACUACCAGCAAAAUGCGCCCCCUCAAUACACCCCGAACCCUCAGAACUACGGCUACUUUGGUGCGCAAAACGCACCACCACAACAGCAAGGCAUCGAGUUGCAGCAGCCUCCGAAUGCGUACACUGCCAACAGUCCCCACGGAUAUGCGCCGCCUCCUGGUCCGCCGCCCAACGGCAAUAAGGACUAA
Penicillium roqueforti is the source of this 456-nucleotide messenger RNA. RefSeq names its product resistance to Congo red protein. The record is from RefSeq and is a predicted model, not a curated record. Lineage: Eukaryota; Fungi; Ascomycota; Eurotiomycetes; Eurotiales; Aspergillaceae. Gene Ontology annotation, cellular component: intracellular membrane-bounded organelle. The transcript has 3 exons. Gene Ontology annotation, biological process: vesicle-mediated transport. Bases 1 to 456 code for a protein of 151 amino acids.